Messenger RNA from Actinia tenebrosa (Australian red waratah sea anemone), 1498 nucleotides. RefSeq names its product cannabinoid receptor 2-like. The record is from RefSeq and is a predicted model, not a curated record. NCBI's taxonomy places the organism in Eukaryota, Metazoa, Cnidaria, Anthozoa, Actiniaria, Actiniidae.
GGUGAACAGAAGAUGAACGAUGAAGAUGAAUGAAACAGCUACCAUUUUUUCGUCGCCUGAAUCUCACAUUUGCUCCUUUGAAAAACAGUUCUUUGGAGGAAGCUUUUUGCCUUACGUUGAUACUUAUUCAGAAACAAUUCUUUUUUUGGCCGUCUUGGCAGCCAUCUUAGCUCCUUUAAACACUCUUUCAAAUCUUCUCGUCCUGACUGCGAUAAUUCGAACCUCGGCGCUCCGUAAAAGUACACCAAAUAUUUUCAUUUCUUCACUGGCAUUUGCGGAUUUUCUCGUAGGGAUACUCUAUCUUCCCCUAUAUGCUGCCUGGUCAACAACGCCAUGGUUCGUCCAGGACUGCAUGUUAUACCAGGUGAAAUGCUUCAUGGGAUGGCUAGUCGAGACGGCGUCUUUUAACAUCAUUUUAACGAUUUGCUAUGAGAGGUACAUAGCGUUGUUCUACUCUCUCAGAUAUUUGUCGAUUUUGUCCACCGAAAAGAUCCUCUUUUGCUUAGUUUAUCCUUGGUUCAUAGCUUUAACAGCGGCUCUCCUAUUCCUUCUAAGUUUCGCAAAUUUAGUCUUGACGUGUGGAGUUGUCUGUAUCGGUGUUGGAACGGUAAUCAUAUUCUUCACGUAUUUUAGAAUCUUCAAGCUCGUUCGUCGUCACCAACACCAGAUACAUGCUCAAACGAUUGGCGACAGCAAUAACGCGAGACAGAGAAAACUAGCUGUUACAAUGGCUUAUGUGAUCGGGGUCUCUUUGGUAUGUUAUUUACCUUACCUAUCGGGAGCACUUUCUUACGUUCUUUAUGAUGGCUUCACACCACAAACAAUUUGUCUUUUCCAGUUUGGUGAAGUCCUUUUCGCUGCGAGCUCUUUCAUCAAUCCAUUUAUUUACUGUGUUAGGAACGAAGAAAUUAAGAUUGCUGUGCUUGGAGUCUUACGGGAUAUCACCUGUAAAUAGAAUAUUUGCAUGCCAUGGCGUCAUUGACCUCUACCACCAGACUCCCUUGCACACAUUCUUUUGUUCAGUCAAUUAGCUAACCACAUGAGGGAACACAAAUUAGAAUAAGAAAGAAAAUUUGCGAAGCAUUAUGGUAGUGGAAAUCAACCUCCUAUUCAAAUGCAGUGUAAAAGAAGUUGUACUGAAAAUUAGUUAGUUGUGCAGCCCAAUAGACUUUUUUUUAGCUUGGGCRUAAUGUUUUUCCAUUUCAGGUAAGGUGACCCUGAUCUGCAAAGUGUUCUUUUAUUCCCUAGGAACACCAAAAACAAAGAGUUAGGAUACGGUAGGGUGGUCCUUGUGCUAGAGACAAGCAUUUUGUUUUCCUUCCCAAAAGGACACCAGUACCUAAAAAGUUGGCCCUAGCAGUAUUGUCAUCCUGCCCGGCUUCAUGUGAAAGGCCCAUUCUUAGUCACUUAAAUUGAAAUUGAAAUUUAAUAAAAAUGGGGAGUCGUGGUAUGUCAAGCCAGACUAAAAUUCAGACAGAUUUUCAUUUCCAAACUACAU